Messenger RNA from Girardinichthys multiradiatus, 1154 nucleotides. RefSeq names its product RNA binding motif protein 18 (gene rbm18). Gene Ontology annotation, molecular function: RNA binding. Lineage: Eukaryota; Metazoa; Chordata; Actinopteri; Cyprinodontiformes; Goodeidae. The transcript is spliced from 6 exons. The record is from RefSeq and is a predicted model, not a curated record. Bases 220 to 825 code for a protein of 201 amino acids.
UACGCCAUCAUCCCGCGCCUUUGUUUUCAGGCUGUAUCAGAGCGGAUGUGUUUUCUCUCAGAGCUAGCAAACUAAGUCAGUUAUUUAGGUGGAAAAUUGUCGUCUGAGAUGAUUCCGGUGACGUUUUGACGCCACUGGAUCAUCCCAAAAGUGGGAUUAGUGUGAACGUUUAAACCGCAGGACUUGUUGUUGAAGAGGAACAAACAAAAGAGGGUACACAUGUCGUCUGCAGCAGAGACUGUGGAAAAUGCCUCCAUUAUUGCAGAAAGCGCGGCUCAUGAUGGAAACCGCCUCUGGAUUGGCAACAUCGAUCCAAAAAUCACAGAGUAUCACCUGGUGAAGCUUUUGGAGAAGUUUGGCAAAGUUAAACAGUUUGACUUCCUGUUUCAUAAGUCCGGGCCUUUGGAGGGGCAGCCACGCGGCUACUGCUUUGUCAAUUUCAGCACCAGAGAGGAGGCAGAGAGGGCAAUCCAGUGUUUAAAUGGGAAGCUAGCUUUAUCCAAGAAGCUGGUGGUCCGAUGGGCGCACGCUCAGGUGAGGAGGUUUGAAGGUUUUCGUAAUGAGAAGACGAUGCCUGCAAGCCUGGAACCAUCAUGCAGUGGUUCAACAGAGGCAGGAUCCAUUACAACAAGCAACCUCAGCACGAGCGCUAAAAUACGUGCCAUAGAGGCCAAGCUGCAGAUGAUGGAGGAGAAUCCAGAUGAUAGCUUCUCAGGCCCGUCGGCCUAUGUUUACAACAAACCGCCUGAGAGGAAGCGCUGGGAGCCCUACCCUAAAUCGCACCACAGUAACCAGAGCAGGCCCUUCCGCAAGUUUAGGAGAUGACCCAUCCUCCUCCCUACUCCGAAGCCGCCUCUUCCCCUUCUCCUCGGUGUUCUGCUCUUAACUCGCCCCCAUCUCUACACAGACUUUUGAAUCUGAGAAGAGUUUGAAGCUGAAGCAGAUGAACAGCACUAGGACUGUAUGGAUGAUUAAAGUUUAUUUUUCUGCUGUGCCAGUGAUCUGACUGGCUCAUUUAUAAAACUCCUCUGUCAGUUGUGCAGAUUUUUGAUGCAGUUCAAAACUUCUGACGGCUAAUGUUUAUGUCACUGUUUUUUAACAGGUUUCCUUGUUUCACAUCAUGUUAUUUAACUAAUAAAAUGUUUUUGAUUUGU